Schistosoma turkestanicum is the source of this 2423-nucleotide messenger RNA. NCBI's taxonomy places the organism in Eukaryota, Metazoa, Platyhelminthes, Trematoda, Strigeidida, Schistosomatidae. The record is from the annotation of a GenBank genome assembly.
CAAAGACGGUGUUCAAGAAAUCAAAUUUAAAUGACUAAUCCUAUGCAAAGUAAUCAGUCGUAGUACAAAAAAUGAUAAUGAAAGAAAAUGUCGAAGAUUUUCCCAUGGGUGAAUUUCCUGUAUCAUCUACAAACCGCGCUCUAUCAUCAUCAUCAUUCCCUGAUUUAGUCAGUUCAGAAUUGUAUAUCCCACAUCCUACGUACAUUCUUCCUACAUGCUCUUCAGAUGAAUCAAAUGAUAAUUUAAUUUGCAUGAAUUUUGAAUUGAAUCAUUAUUUAAAAGAGGCUAUGAAUACUAUGUAUGAAUUAUUUCAAUGUCAAAAAUUAACUGAUGUCACAUUAUGUGUUAAUUCAGAAUCCAUUCAAUGUCAUCGAAUAGUUUUAGCUGGUGCUUCACCAUAUUUUCAAGCUAUGUUCACUGGUGAAAUGCGUGAAGCACUUUUACCUGAAAUUAAAUUACAUUACAUAUCGUCAACUGCCUUAAAAAAGUUGAUCGAUUUCGCGUACACGGGUAGAAUACAAAUAAGUGAAAGAAAUGUAUGUGAAUUACUCAUAGCUGCAUCUAUGAUUCAGAUGUCUCAUGUUGUUCAAGCCUGUUGUAGUUUUUUAAAGCAUCAGUUACAUCCUUCAAAUGCUAUUGGAAUUCAAGAGUUCGCACAGUCGAAUAAUUGUUCUGAAUUAUCGUUUGCUGCUCAGAAGUUUAUUGAUCAAAAUUUUAGUGAAAUAGUAAAACAUGACGAGUUUCUAGGACUUCAUCCUAACCAACUUUUAUCCUUGAUCAAACGUGAUGAAUUAAAUGUACGGACUGAAGCGGAAGUAUAUAAUGCUGUUAUCAGAUGGGUAAAUCAUAAUAGAAAUUCGAGAUUAUCUACACUGCUUGAGGCUUUAUCUGCUGUUAGAUGCUAUACACUUCCUCCUACAUUUAUACAAGGGCAAAUAAAAAAUUGUAAUCUGCUUGCUGGUUUCACUCCUGCAAAAUCUCAUUUACAAAAUAUUCUCGAUGAUCUUAUUAAACAUCGUCAUAUCUCUGUAAAUAAACGGACAGCUGGUUCAAUAGAGAUUCUUUACUCAGCUGGUGGUUAUCUGCGUUAUUCCCUAAGUGCAUUCGAAUGUUACAAUCCAGUGACAGCUAAGUGGAAACGUCUCCCAGAUAUACCUAGUCCACGUAGUGGUCUGUCUGCUUGUUCUGUACGUGGUUGUGUUUAUCUUGUAGGAGGCAGGAAUAAUAAUGAACAAGGAAAUAUAGAUGCACCUCAUAUGGAUUGUUAUGAUCCAAGAAAAAACUGUUGGACUACCUGUGCUCCCAUGUCAGUGCCUCGUAAUAGAGUUGCUGUCGGUGUAGUCGAUGAUAUGAUUUAUGCCGUUGGUGGUUCAACUAAUACAAUGCAUCACAAAAGCUCUGAAAAAUAUGAUCCCGACAUGGAUCAAUGGACACCAAUAGCUUCUAUGCAUAGUCGACGCAUUGGAUUAGGUGUUGCUGUACUCAAUCGUUUAUUAUACGCUGUCGGUGGUUUUGAUGGUGAGAAACGUUUGAAUACAGUAGAACGUUAUAAUCCAGAAACUGAUAAUUGGGAAGAAUUAGCUUGUUUAAAUCGGGCUAGAUCUGGUGCAGGUGUUGUUGCACUUGGUGAAUACAUUUAUGCAAUUGGUGGGUAUGAUUCUUGUAGUCAAUUAAAUACUAUGGAACGUUAUGAUCCUAAACGAAAUUGUUGGGAAUAUUGUGCAUCUAUGUUACAUCCACGAUCAGCGUUAAGUGCUUCUGUAUGGGGCUCUGAAAUAUGGGUUUUCGGUGGUUAUGAUGGAAGUGAAUUUUUAGCUAGUGUUGAAGUCUACAAUCCAAUUAAAGAUCAAUGGACCGAACGAACUUUUAUGGAUUGUGGUAAAUCGGGGCAUGCAGUUGUAGUUAGUCGAGGACCAUCAUUUUAAUCGGAUAUAUAUUUAAUUUGAUUGAUAAUAUAUAUAUAUAUAUAUAUAUAUAUAUAUAUAUAUAUAUAUAUUUCCUCUUUUAAAUCGAAGUAAUGUACAGCAGCAAUAAACAAAUAGGAUAGAGAAAGGAUCGUUCAAAGAAUGAAUUAUCUUCUGACUAUCUAUGAUUUUCACCCCACUCUUCUGUUUCCAUCCAUCAGCGCCAAGAAAUAACUAUCAACUUUCCAACCCCCUCCUUCAUUUUGCUUCCUAUUUCUAGUCUUGAUUCCAUUUACUAAGUAUUGUAAUGAUAGUAAUAAUAAUAAUAAUAAUAAUAAUAAUAUUAAUAAUUAUGACAACUAUAGUACUAAUUGAAGUCAAUUGAAAAUCUUAAAUAUCAAGCUUAGAAACUUGGUUUCACGCAGAUUUUGUCCUUUUUUUGAACAUUUAAAUUAAUAAUAGUAAUAAUAUUAACUGUAAACGUGACUAGAAAUUCCACUGUUCUCUCUCUCUCUCUCU